Pseudovirgaria hyperparasitica is the source of this 2302-nucleotide messenger RNA. RefSeq lists its product as uncharacterized. The record is from RefSeq and is a predicted model, not a curated record. The transcript has 2 exons. Lineage: Eukaryota; Fungi; Ascomycota; Dothideomycetes; Acrospermales; Acrospermaceae. Gene Ontology annotation, molecular function: protein binding. Bases 81 to 2090 code for a protein of 669 amino acids.
CAAAAACCUAUCAUCAACACUGUCGCUCUGAUAUCCCAGUAACUGUACCACCACUUUCAACUUGAUAUUACCGCUCUUCAAUGAAGCCCACGGUCUUCAAGAAAGGCAAGACUGCACUGUUGAGCUACGAGCUUCCACAUCGCGUCCACACGGCUCAGAUAUAUCCCAAGAAGGCGCCGAAUGGGUCGACCAUCAUAAUCUAUGGCCAUACUUCUGGUGUACGGAUAUUGUGGAGAGGUGGUCGACGGCUGAAGCAAUCGAGUGAGACGUCAAAGACGAACCAGAGGCAGGCAAAGACCAAUGGCACACAAGGCGACGCUAUUGCGGUGGAAAAUGACAUAGUCGACGACAACAAUCGAGUCGCAGAAGCUCGACGGCUGGAGGCAUUCGAAGAUGCGGAAUUUGAAUCAGAUGAAGAGGAGCUCGACGCCCAAAGCCCAGUUCCAUCCAUAAUACAGCACGUGGACCUCGCCAUUCCCUCAGAGGUCCUUCAUAUAGCCAUCCCCGGGCUCCCAUCCGCAGGAACUAGUGUCACCAAGGAUCAAGUACCACAGAUACUUCAUGAUCGGGUCGUCUUCACUGUGGCAUCUGUAGACAGCAGUAUUCGUGUAAUUUCACUUCCCAUCUCUCCACCCUCCAAUGCGAGAAAGGCUGCCGCAAAAUCAAGCAAGACCGCCUCAAAAUGGGGCGAGGAGAUGGCUGUGAUACACGGCCAAUAUGGCCAUGCACAGAUACCUGGUGGUGUAGCAAUGACGUGGACACCACGGCAUUCUUUGCUUGGAGGCUCUCGGUCGGACGUUGACAUGCUCGACAUCGAUGAAGCUAUAGCUCCUAGGUCUGCUAGACAAAAGGUGGAAUGGGAUCUCAUCAUCGCCUCGCACUCUGCCGACGUUUCCGGCAUUCUGCAGAUAUUUCGCCUUCCGUUGGCCUCGGGCCAGGGGAAACGCGUCUUGCCAGAAAGCGCGCCUCCAAUAUUUCCCUGCCAAACGAGGUAUCUGCCCAGUCCAGCUGUAUGCGUUGCUUUCAGUCCAAACACAUUUCCGGCAACACGACACAUGCAACUGCUUGUCGCAGACAGCAAAGGAUGCAUCAAGGUCUACGAUCCAUUCAGAACGCCGCUGGAUAGCAAGCGCGUAGUACGAGCAGAAGAAUUACUCACGCCAGAGCAGUCCAUAAGCCGCCUUGGCGAAUGGGUUGCCUCAUUUAAUACUGGAUUUGAAGUACCUAAGACGGGCAGUAUUAACGCACCGGCUACUGCACAGCGAAAGCGAAUACUUGAUGCAAAAUGGGCAACAGGAGGACGUAGUAUAAUCACCCUACUGGCAGAUGGCGAAUGGGGUGUCUGGGAUAUCGAUCAUACUGGCUCGAAUGCUUCUCGCACCUCCGCGACAAAACGAGUUGACAACACCACUUUCGCCAUCGGCGGCUUCUUAGUGGCAGUAUCUGGAUCAGAAGUUGUAGCUGGUAGUCAGAAGCCACGCAGUUCUCGUGCUUUGGCUCCCAUGACACCGAAUACGCGGCGGACACGAGAAGAGAAUCUGUUCCAAGACCACUCUAUUCCUAUAGGUCCUGUCGCGCGAGGUGGCAUUUCGGUGGCAAGCCUUGUGUCUGCCAGUGGUGGCGUACCUGAAGAUUCGGUUGUCAUUCGUUAUGGAACAUACGUAUGUCGUAUUUCCAACCUCGCACAAUUCUGGGCUCGUAGUGCUAGUGGCUCAUCAGGUUCCCUCCAUGGGCCUGGGCUCAGCCGCGUUGAAGGCAUCGACACGCGUGGUGAAUACAUCAAUGGCAUACAACAGUUCGACGUUCCAGCGGCGAAGGCUAGACCAGCAAGUCCACGGGACUUACUGGUCGUCGCGGAACAUCGCUUGCUCAUUUUGACCGAGAACACGAAUACUCACGAACGAGGACGAAUACUCUUUGCGCGAGAGGCAGAGCAUGACGAAAUAAUAGUACAGGAAGAGAUGGAUAUCGAUCAGAAGCUCCUCGAGGGAGGCCAAUUGAACCUCGAUGGCAUUGACAACAUGCUUGACGGGAUGGCCUCUGGCGCCACCACCGCACCGACUGGUCGCAGAGUAGGCUUCGCGACAUAGUCUUGUAGUAAGUAAGAAGGGCCCUGUAUGUCUACAUGGUUGGAAAAUGUUGUCUCUAAGAGCUCGUAUAAUAUACCCCUUAUACUUCAGGGCGGAUCUUGUCCGUGCAUAGCAAGCAGCAACGUAUUACGGUCUAUCGGCAUGGUCGCAACGCGUGCUGGCUAGAUGUUGUCUCUUUCUCUCUGGUAGUUUUCACUUUUUUCGUAUGCACU